Molecule: messenger RNA, 2874 nt
Organism: Dreissena polymorpha
Lineage: Eukaryota; Metazoa; Mollusca; Bivalvia; Myida; Dreissenidae
Exons: 3
Coding region: 1172-2737 (521 amino acids)
Biological process (GO): GPI anchor biosynthetic process
Cellular component (GO): Golgi membrane
Molecular function (GO): glycosyltransferase activity
Source: RefSeq, a predicted model, not a curated record
UAAAGCAAUAGCCUUUAAAUGUAAUAAUAAAGUUAAUGUCAACUAACGUCAUUGACUGCAGUUCAGUUGUAUGUUUUUGUUUUAACUUCAGUCUCUGUAAUUAACCACCUGACGUAUUUUCAAACUAAAAUAAAAAAAAGAUACAACAAUAUGUAGCUUUUUUAUACACACAUACCAAGAAGACGUACGGUGCAAUUAAAACUUGAUGUUGAAAGACCAAAAUCCAGGAAGUUAUAGUUCCACAGAGGCUUUUGUAAAUUCAAAAUGUAUUGCAUUAGUACCGUCUAAUAUUGUAUACAGUAUGUUACUAAUCCAGGAAAUUCACUUUAUCAUUGAAUGAGGAUUGAAUUAUCUUAAACGUGCCUGUGUUCCAUAUGAACUACAGAUCAUAUUUGGUGAGUGCAUUAAUGAAAAACAAGUUUCUUUAAAUCGACGAAAGACGUUUUGCGCUCGGUGCUCUCAAGCAUGACAUAGUUGUCGUCCGAUCCGUUAAAAAUAAAACUGGUUAAAGAUUUGCUUAAAUGUUUUGACCAGGUGUUAACAGUUUCGUACAUGCAUCUAAAGAUAUAUUUCAGUUUUCAUUUAUCUGAAACUUGAAGAUAUAAAUGAAUUUCGCAAAUUUUUGAAACAGCGCUCUGAUAUGAAGAACCACGAAACUAUAUAAGAUACAAGAGAAAUCUACUCGCAUGCCAUCACCCAACACCUUAGAAGAACAAUCCAGUUACGUAACUGUUGAAGAUAGUCGAGCAAAAUGGACAACUCGUAUUUAGAAUAUUACCCACUUAGCUACGCUAAGUUACAAUGGCAACGAGAUCCAGGAGCGGGUAGAUCAAACUGUCACUACAGAGUAGGCCCAAUAACAGAAAACGCUAGAAAUGGCUAUUUAAAAUAGUAUUUAAUACACAUGCAUCGUCUAAGUAAUGAACGAAAAUGGAAACAUCAACAAAUAUACAGUCCUUAUAGGUUGUUUUUUCAUUUAAACAGCACAUACCCUAUAGGAAAACGUGUGGCCCGAAACAGCCUUUGCAUGUAGUAUAAGCUACUGUAAGCUGUGUUGCGGUUAAAGCAUGGAUCUUUAUCAGUUGCAUUGAUUGGCCUAUGCCACUAUCGCCCCUUCGAAAAGGUCUCAAAGCCUUAUCAGUUUGUUUUUGCUUUUGAGGACAUUUCCGCCAUGUACAUCGUAAGAACAGUGAUGAGAACUAACAGAGAAUUGAUUGUCGGUACAUUUCUUCUGGUGUUAACUUCUUAUUAUGCUACUUACAAGCCGUUUUCUCUAUUUUAUCGGACCUUCAACAGCCAUGAGGCACUAACCAACAGAGUAAAAAAAGACAACGACAGGAGGGUUCAGUUGGCAAAGGGAUAUUUCAGCACAACAAGGACAGGCCAAUUUAAUAAUACACUUUUUCAGAAUUCAAUGGAUUUACUCGUGAUUAUUGUAACAAUGUCUCGGAAACGAGACGUUAAUUAUCUCAUUCAGACCACGGCUUCUAUGGACCAUGCCUUACACGAGAAUUCACUGUUUGGACUCACCGGGUUAUUAUUGUGCAACGUUGAACGAAAUCCAAAUGAGCACAGUGAAGCUUUAAAACUUGCACAUAAAUUUUUAUACGUUGAUAAUAAAAAAUCCAACUACCUGAAAUCCAUACCGCAGAUACCAGUUCUUCUUGACAGCGGAUUGAAAGACGAAGCGCGCAAACAGGAAAUCGUUGACUAUGCAUUUUGCUUGAAUGCCUCUCUCAAUUUACCAUACAAACACGUUCUUGUAUUGGAAGAUGCAGGGCUCGAAUUAAGCACUCGCAAACAGGCCAUUUGCGAGUACAUUUUAAAAAACACGUCUAAAAUGCGAGUGCAACAUUUAGAUACUCGCCAUUUUUUGCGAGUUGGGGAAAAAACAAACAAGGUGCUUAAAGAUCUUGGAUUAAAUACAAGAUUUGUUCGCCGAUCGAAAGUCUUCCGACCAAGUACGAAAAUAAUUAAACCCCGUCUAACAAAAAAGCCGAGGCCGAACCAGAUAAAAAGAAAUGCCAAAACAGUUAAGAAAUGGGAAGACGAGCUAAAAAUAACUUUGAACACGGAGAGAGACCAAGACGGCAAUGUGUAUGACGUCUUACCAGUUGCAGGGACAAUGAAUUCCAUUUUUUACCACUCGCAACGGCCACUGGGUUUGAGGGACUCGUUUGAUGAACAGCGCUCUUUGAUUCGAAACUAUUCGUUCAUUAAACUAUACUACCCAGAGAGGUGGCAAGGUUUUGCGUUUGAAUUUGAUAGGAUUAUUGAAUUGUUUGCGUUGGGUGCGAUUACUGGUGGAGUUGCUACAGUUUUAAGAGUUGUGUUAUGUAUUUGUUUAAAAGAAAGAAUGCAAAUAACAAUAUCCGAUUUUGUAAAAUGGUUUGCACUAGGAAUUUGCAUUGCAAAAAUAAUUGGACGUGUAAACCUAAUUGAAUUUCGUCGGGUUUCCGUUCACUUACAGACAUUGGUGCGCAGUUCUGCUUGCUGUACACAAGCCAUGCUGUACCCAAAACGGGUAUUGCCCAAACUAAUGCGGCACUUGCUUAUAGAUAAUAGUUUAAACAAAGACUUGGCUAUAUACAAUUUUUCAGAAGCUGCAGGUGAUCCUGGUUACCAACUAGAACCGAAUAUGUUUCAUCAUAUUGGAAUGUUAACCUCGCUAAAAGGGAGCUCGGACAAACAUCCCGAAGAAUUUGAUUUUGGACAAUGUGAACAUCUGUUCGUGUGAGAAUAUAAACACCUAUGUAUAGUAACACGCAUUUCAUUACGAUGGGAGGAAUAUAUUUCUUGAUAAAUUAUGUACCUAAUAUUUGUUAAUUUAUAUUUACACAUGUACUAGCUAAGAAUAAAAGGGGAAGAACGUUG